Messenger RNA from Penicillium canescens, 1287 nucleotides. RefSeq lists its product as uncharacterized. The record is from RefSeq and is a predicted model, not a curated record. NCBI's taxonomy places the organism in Eukaryota, Fungi, Ascomycota, Eurotiomycetes, Eurotiales, Aspergillaceae. The coding region runs from base 1 to 1287 and encodes 428 amino acids. The transcript has 2 exons.
AUGGCGUCCUCUACUUCUUGUCUUUUAUCAUUGCCUGCUGAGAUUCUUGAGGUCGUCAUCGAUGAGGCUUGUGCAUCGUCGGCUGACCUCAGCGUUCUUGGCCUCGUGUGCCGUGGUCUCCAUUCAUUCAUCACGCCCAGGCUUUACAAAUCUGUCAACUUAGUGGGCUAUGAGAGGGCAAAACAGUUCUCUUCGACAAUUUCCCAGCGUCCUAAAUUGGCACCUCUAGUACGGAAGCUGCAAAUUCAUUCCCAUGGCACGGACGAGGUUGAGGACGAAAAUUGUUCAGAGGACUUUGAUUCAACAAUUACCCAGUUGAUCAAUUUGGAGUCAUUAGCAUUGCGAACCGACUUCUUCAACCGCUCAAAAGCUCAAAAGAUCGGUAUCAUUUGUCGACCACAUAAAGUUCUCCCCGCACUCCGUUCCAUCAAUCUUGGCUUCGACUACUACCGCGAUUAUGAAUGGUCUCUGACUCCAUACGAGGCGCUCUUCUACCACUCAGAUCUUGCGUCGAUCAGUAUCACAGGGGCCGCAGUAUCAGCAAAAUGGGAUUAUCAAGAUAUACAUCCCCCCGCACUCCGGUCAACGAAACUAGAAGAACUAGAGCUGCUGAAUUGCAAUAUCUCAAGCCAAGAGCUAGAACUGAUGCUGCGGUAUCCGCGUGCAUUAAAAAGCUUUACCCUCAAGGGAGAACCUGCGGAGUCGAAAUAUGGGUUCACUUGCGGGAGUGACCGAGGUGAAUAUGUUGACGUUCUCAAGGCCCACUCAUCUUCCCUCCAAGUCCUGGAUCUGGAUCUAUCUUAUGACUGGAGCGAAGAAAUCGAUCUUAGUCCUUUUACAGCUCUUGUGAGUCUCACUAUUACACCGAGGAUGCUGGUCGGAGAUAGAGGUGGCGACAAAAACCCCGCAAAUGAGAUUGACUUGUCGCACUGGGGGGAAUUGCUUCCACCAAGUCUAGAACGUCUUACAUUUCGCUGUGAUGGGCUAUUCUUUCCUCUGGAUGGGAUUUAUGAGGCUGUCUCCACGGGAAAGCUCCCGAUAUUGAGGUGGUUCGCAUGCGAAAUGCGAUAUCAUGCUGAAAGUAUGGAAUAUUUCCGCGAACCUGAAGAGAUCUUGGCGGACAAGUGUACAUGUACAGAAGGCUUGUCUUUUUCUCAGGCUUUCGAAGCGCUGGGUGUCAAUAUUUCGGUUGUUGCAUUGGGUGAUAUACGAUAUCUCCCCCAAAAGAUGACCUCUGACUGUAGAUGCUGGAGCUAUCAGCAUCGUCGUAUACAGCGUUUCUGGUAG